Motacilla alba alba is the source of this 3410-nucleotide messenger RNA. It is a transcript of the gene MARCHF2, whose product is annotated as membrane associated ring-CH-type finger 2. Bases 2063 to 2803 code for a protein of 246 amino acids. Gene Ontology annotation, molecular function: zinc ion binding; ubiquitin-protein transferase activity. The transcript is spliced from 5 exons. Gene Ontology annotation, biological process: protein ubiquitination. The record is from RefSeq and is a predicted model, not a curated record. Lineage: Eukaryota; Metazoa; Chordata; Aves; Passeriformes; Motacillidae.
GAGCUGGAAGUGUCAGGGUUAUCCAAAGCGGCUCUGGUUUUUUAUUCUGCUUCUUUGCAUUCAGUGUUCUGUCCCUGCCCUGAGGUGUGUGAUGAAGAUCUGUCAGUAGGGAUGUGAUUCUCAUCCCACCCUGUGCCCUUUAUUUGCUCAUACCUAAGGGACUGUUUCUCUCCUUCUCUUAACCCUCUCUAUUACCAGCCCUUCAUUUUCCUUGACACUCUCAUUCUCUUGCUCGACUCUCCUUCCAACAAGCAUUUAUCUCUGUGUCUUUGCUUUGUGAUGCAGUUUCUAGCACUUUCUUGACCUUUUUCCAGGUUCUUGUUGAGAAUGCCUGUGAUGUCCCUGUGGUCGGCUAGCUGCAUUGGCUGUGGCUGGCCCUGCUCGUGGGGACAUAAAACCCUGCUUGGGUGGCACUCACACGUGCACAGUAUAAUCCUUUGAACAGCUGGACGUUAGUCUUGGCUUUCCAAAGCUAAAGUGUUUGAACACUUUUCUGCAUCUCCAAAGGAUUAUGCAGGGGAGUACUUGAAGGCUGGAAGUGCCCUGGUUUUUCAGGUGUGUUUGAAGCUGUGAUGAUGUGUCACCCAUCAGAAACAGAGGCUCAAAGGGAAGGGAGCUGGGACUCUAAAAUCCCUUUGUUGCGUGCACUGUGACAGUGAAUUUAAUAAUUCCAGUUGAGGACAGAAGGUCUAAUUCCCCCCAAGCACACAGUGGGGGGUGUGGCAGGCAGCUUGCAUCAGUAGGGAAGUCUAAACUGCCAAGAGCAGAGCAGGUGUCACAGGGAAUGGCCAAGUGUGAACCUCAUGUAUAGGACACGGACACUCUAUACCAGCUGUAUAGCUGGGAGUGUCUGGUGUGGUUAGCUGAUCAGCACCACUGCCUAAGUGGAAACAGAAAAUGGCAUUGGAACUAAUGCUCCUUGCUUUGGAUGUGUUUGCUCUUUUUGCUGUGGAUUGCACAGAGGCUGCAGGGUGAGGUCACGCUGUGCUGCACGCCAAGGGGCCCAUGCAGAUGAGCAGAACUACAGUGUAUUGACUGGGAGCAGCUUCCGACAAAGUUCUUGCCUUCGUGGAUGCUGGGAGAGGGCCUUUUCUCUUCUAGCUGAUUGAUGCUGGCCCGCAUCAAGCAAGUGUAGCACAUCAUGUUUCCCUGGAAGUAAGCACUGUUUUCUUGAAAUAGCAUGACCAAAAUCAAGUCAGAAUGCAUCCGUGGCAAGCUGAGCCUGGGUAUGGGCUCUGAGACUCUUUGAGUCUGAGGGACUGAUGCAAGUCCUCAGGAUAGGACUUUGUAGUAAUUCUGCAGGUAGAGGCACAAAGCAAAAUGGGCAUUUGGGGACUUGUUUCACUAUUAUUUAAAAUAUCUUGGUUUUUCACACUUAGAACACAGAAGCUUUCCUUAGAAAAUAAAGGGAGGAAUCCAGCAUUAUGAACUAUAAACUACAGAAUGAGUUUCUUUUUUCUCCUCUUGACUUUGGAUAUUUGCUCAGCUUUGGAUAUUUGGAGUUUUCAGAGUUUCUCUUUCCAAACUAGUUUUUUUUCCCCUUCUAGGCUGAAGUUUGAGCUGAUGUGUCUCUUCUCCCUCCCAGUCUAAUUAACUCUGGUUAACUUAUGCUUCUGCCUGCUCUUAGCUCCAGCUUUUCCCACAGUAGAGAAAUGGUCUCGGUUACUGACUCUUGUCCUCUUGGAAGCGCUCUGGGCAUGUCUCAGUGUGUGACACCUGGGCACACAAGCCAUGAGGUAAACUAAGCCCUGGGACUCUUUUCUGUGAAGGAAAUGAGCACAGCACCAAGCCAGGGUAGGCGACUGGGUCUCCAUGAAGUGUGAGCACGUUAACUUUCUCGGGUGGUAAAGUGACGCAUUAAUCUGUGCUGAGGCUUAUCGAGUGUGGCUUAUCAGCACAGUUCAUGUCAUGCACGUAAACAGCAGGACCUCCGCCUCUCCAGUCCUGGUCUUGUUCUCUCUCCAGCUCCAACUGUAGCAGCUGUUCCCUGGAACCCGUGUCUUUGUGCCAUCUUUGUUGUCUCCCGGGUGCCGGGCCUGGGACAGAGGGGCCCAGAGCUGCCAUGACGACAGGCGACUGCUGCCACCUCCCCGGCUCCCUCUGCGACUGCCCGGGAAGUGCUGCCCUCUCCAAGUCGGUGGAGGAGUCGGACAUCGGCCGCCCGCAGUACAUCACACAGGUCACGGCCAAGGACGGGCGGCUCCUCUCCACGGUGAUCAAGGCGCUGGGCGCCCAGAGUGAUGGUCCCAUCUGUCGAAUCUGUCAUGAAGGUGGAAAUGGGGAGGGACUGCUUUCCCCAUGUGACUGCACAGGAACACUGGGCACCGUGCACAAGAGCUGCCUGGAAAAAUGGUUAUCCUCCUCCAACACAAGUUACUGUGAGCUCUGCCACACAGAAUUUGUUGUAGAAAGAAGACCAAGACCCUUGACAGAGUGGCUGAAGGACCCCGGGCCCCGCAAUGAGAAGAGGACGCUGUUCUGUGACAUGGUGUGUUUCCUGUUCAUCACUCCCCUGGCGGCCAUCUCGGGCUGGCUGUGUCUGCGCGGGGCCCAGGACCACUUGCAGUUCAACAGCCGGCUGGAGGCCAUCGGACUCAUAGCACUCACUAUAGCACUUUUCACCAUCUACGUCCUCUGGACUCUGGUCUCGUUCCGCUACCACUGCCAGCUGUACUCGGAGUGGCGAAGGACCAACCAGAAAGUCCGCCUGAUGAUCCCAGCCUCGCGGAGCCCUCACCCCGUGCCCCACUCCCUCCUCUCUGCCAAGCUCAUGAAGAAGGCCGCGGAUGAGACCACGGUCUGAGCCGUCCCGCGGCCGGCCAGGGUGGAGGGUCGGGCAUCCCCACAGGCCCAGGGACCAUGGCAGCUGUGGGGAUGCUGGAAAACAAUCAUCCCACCCAAAGGGUGCGCUCAGCACGUGCUCCAGACCUUGGCAAAGAGACGCAUAAUCAACAUCUGUGGGUGAAAUGGCCCAGAAGAGCCUGAUGGCAGAAAAUGCCUGUCUGCAGGGACACUUUCCUAUAACGAAAUACCAUACAUGGAAAACAUCUCCCUCUCUCUCUCUCUCUAUAUAUAUAUAUAUCUAUAUAUAAUAUUAUUUUUUAAUGGCCAUGCAUAUUGUGUUUCAAUCCUUUUGUGUUGAUGUUCUAAGCUUCAGGAUAGAAGCUGGCAACCUGAUCUCAUUCAGAGGUUAAAUCAAUGCCUUUUCUCCAAAUGAGCGUAUGAGGAACACUUUUCAUCAACCAUUCUUGAAAGUCCCCUUCUCCUUUGCACUAAAUUGGUUUUGAUAUACUACAGCAGCCUUCCCGUUACUCUUUGGUCUCUUUUGUGGUGUUCUGUCCUUUCUAGAAAGUUGAGUGUUUUUAAUAAUUCUUACAAUCCCAGAAGGAGUAAAAUGACAUAAUACUGAA